Messenger RNA from Racocetra fulgida, 160 nucleotides. The record is from the annotation of a GenBank genome assembly. NCBI's taxonomy places the organism in Eukaryota, Fungi, Glomeromycota, Glomeromycetes, Diversisporales, Gigasporaceae.
AUGAAGAGAAGUGGUCGAUCUAAAACAAGUGUUACGCCUUAUACAAGAGUUCAAGAAAAUCUGGGUAAAUUUCGUGUUGUGGAUGGACUUUUAUUUUGCAACUUUUGUGAUCAUUCAAUAGAUUGGGCACGAAAGUCUACUGUUGAUGACCAUCUUAAAA